AUGGCAUUCGACGCUUCUACUGCCCCUCGACCCCUUCUGGGCAAAGAUGGAGCAGAGCCUGGCUUCUGGGCUCAUGCUGCAUACGAGAACCCCUGGCCCCGAGGAAGCCGAAACAGCCAUAUGAGUGGCUCAGUACUUUAUCAACUUCACCAAAACCGUUUGUAUCGCGAGCCGGCUUUACGGCCAUCAAAAGCCAAGUAUGAUGGAACACGCUUUUUAAAGGCAGUGGGGGACAAGACUGUGAAUGUGGAGGCUCUGCUGGCACAGGCUACCGGUCCCCAGCUGAAACCUGGGGCAGAAUGUCUGCCUUGCCAGAAACACAGAGGCCCUUUCGUCUCCUGUGUCGUUGUCCCGGGUAUUUUCAGCGAAUGUGCCAACUGCCAUUGGUCACAGCAGUCCGAUCGAUGCAGCUUCAACACCAGCCCUCCCAUGUCAUUUGUCCCUCGACGGAAGGCUGAGCCCACAGUCAUCCCCACUGGCUUUACAGAUACGGAUGGGGUGAGAACAAAAUUGACGGGGAGCUUCGAGAGGCACGUCUUGCGCGAGGUAAGGCCAUGGCACUUUGUUGAACGUCUCAACAGGCGGAUUGAUGAGAUUCUGGAAGCAAAGGCCGCCCAGGCAUCACGGCCUGCAGGUGGAGAGGACCAAGGGCCUGGAGGUCUUGGAAACUAG
This is a messenger RNA of Penicillium psychrosexuale, 672 nucleotides long. Its product is annotated as DUF3716 domain-containing protein. The transcript has a single exon. NCBI's taxonomy places the organism in Eukaryota, Fungi, Ascomycota, Eurotiomycetes, Eurotiales, Aspergillaceae. Bases 1 to 672 code for a protein of 223 amino acids. The record is from RefSeq and is a predicted model, not a curated record.